AUAGUACUGGUGCUGGAACGUUAUUCUCCAAAAAAGCCCUUCAAAGAAGAGGAACAUUACCAAGCUUGUCUGAAAAAAGAAAAAGUGACAUGAAAAAGGGUACACCAGUAUUAUCUGAAGAACCAAUUAUAAAAACUCAGUCUAAAGGUCGGAACCGCCAGGAAAUGGAUGAAAAUGCAAAAUCAGUGAGAAUUAUUGAAUCUAUCAAGGGUGCGGACAUCUCGAAUACUUCUUGUGCAGACUGUGGAGCACGCAAGACAGAAUGUUUGGGCACGCAUAUUUCAAAGAUAAGGUCGCUUACCUUAGACACAACUUCUUAUACACCUGACCUUAUUCAAUUAAUUAAAUCAAUCGGAAAUGCACGUUCAAAUGCUAUUUGGGAAGCUACACUUUUAACAAAUGAACACCAUGUAGAUAAUCCACCUAUGUCGUCUUCAAAACACGGUUCUCCACCACAAGAUCCGCCAAAAUUUUAUUAUAUUGCCGAAACAGCUGCAGAUUCCGAUUGGGAAGAUCUCAUUAAUAUGAUAACACCUUCCACUCGUGUUCCAUCUUCAUCUUCAUCCACGUCACUCGCUUCAUCACUUACAUCAUCACCGACUCCAAAAAAGGUGCAAACCAUUCAUAAACCAACAAGUACCGAUACUCGCGAAGUUAAAAAAAAAUUUAUCACAGCUAAAUAUGUAGAUCGGGCAUUUGUCGAUUUUUCUCUUGUUGACGAGGAUAAAACGGCGACAGAUCUUCUUUUUCAGGCUGUAAAAGCAAACGAUAUACCUUUAGCGAUGCAAGCUAUUGCGUUGAGAGCCGACGUAAAUGCUGCACGUCGAUUCGAGGUGCUGGAAGAUCACGGAUUGAAAACGCCAUUGUUAUUGUCUUUGCUCCAUAUUGAACCUUCGAAAAUGGUAACAGAAGAAGGAAGAACGCUGUUUCCUAUGGCUGAGUUAUUAUUACAAAACGGAUGUUACGUUGAGAAUGCCUUAUACGACAAUCUCGAGGAUGUGCUUGGUGUAGCACCGCAGCCUAUCACACGAGGUUCAGCAAAGAGUGUCGGAACUUGGGCAACGGAGGUUGUUAAUGAUAUGAAGAAAUCAGGAAAAACCGUUCUAGAUGUAGUACAAGCAAGUGGAAACAUCGCAGCAAUAAGAUACAUUACACCAAAAGUACUUGCCAGAGGGACUCCAAGUGUUACAAAUUCUACUUCAUUAUCCACAACAAGUACUGGUGGUGUAGUAAAUGGCAACAUUACAGAAAAAAA
This is a messenger RNA of Racocetra fulgida, 1255 nucleotides long. NCBI's taxonomy places the organism in Eukaryota, Fungi, Glomeromycota, Glomeromycetes, Diversisporales, Gigasporaceae. The record is from the annotation of a GenBank genome assembly.